GAACCUUGUAGUAAAGUGAUUUCUCUGUUAAUCGUGUCUUCUUACUGGUCUUUUAAGUCGCUGAGUAGUGCUAGCCUGGGGUUAUCCGAAUAGCUAGGAUCCGAAUAAAGCGUUCAACCUACGAGACAUAACAAAUUGGCGACGGGGUUAGCUUAUCAAGAUGCCAUUUACCUUUGAACAAAUUGAAGCCUUGCUGGAGCGUCAAGAGAAACGAUUUGAGCAGUUCCAGGUUCGUAUCAUAGAGACUUUAACGCAGAAAUUGAACCUAAGUCAAUCUGGUGCUACAGAUGAUGCUGCCAAAUCUAAUGUCGACCACAUUAUUAAUUCUAUCCAUGAGUUCAAUUUUGAUGGUUCGUCUGGUAUUACUUUCGAAACCUGGUUCAAGAAAUAUGAAGAUUUAUUCAAGGUCGACCUCAGAAAACUUGAUGACGCCGCAAAGGUUAGAAUACUCUUAAGAAAACUUGGCACAGCUGAACAUGAACGCUAUAGUAAUUUCAUUCUCCCAAAGAACCCAAGAGAUUUUACUUUUGAUGAAACCAUUGAGAUUUUGUCACAAAUUUUUGCUGAACAGUCGUCCCUAUUUAAUAUUCGUUAUCAAUGUCUGAAGAUAACAAAAGCAGCUGAGGAUGACUGGGUGAAGCACGCAGGUUUAGUAAACCGUGAAUGUGAACGUUUCAAAUUAUCAACUAUGACAGAAGACCAGUUUAAAUGUCUCGUAUUCGUUUGUAGCCUCCAAUCUUCCGAUGAUGCUGAUAUUAGAACCAGAAUUUUGAGUAAAAUCGAACAGUGCCCAAACAUAACAUUACAAGAAGUUACUACCGAGUGCCAAAGGUUAGUGAACUUGAAGCAUGAUACCUCAAUGGUAGAAAAAGUUAACUGUUCCUAUAAUGUUAAUGCAGUCAAGAGAAAAUCCUUGCAAGGUUCCAGCACAUGUAAUUAUCGUAAUGACGGCGACAAACCAUCAUCUCCAUGCUGGGCAUGUGGAGGCUGGCACUAUAAGAGGUCUUGCCCGUAUAAAGAUCAUUGUUGUAGUAAGUGUCAUCGAAAGGGCCAUAUAGAAACCAGCUGCAGGAAAAGAAACUAUAAACGACAUUUUGCAAAACAUUACUGCAAGAAAUACAGGUCUGGGGCAUUAACAAAAAGAAUAUUGGUAUCGCAUAACAAAGCUCGAAGGUGCCACCAGAGAAAGUACGUGACCUUGAAUAUUAAUAAACACCGUAGUCGACUUCAGCUUGAUACAGCUUCUGACAUUACUUUAAUAAGCCCAGAAACUUGGAGGAAGAUUGGGCGCCCCACAGUGCAUCGAACAACACAACUAGCACACAGUGCAUCCGGCGGAAAGUUAAAUAUUGUUGGGGAAAUACCUUGCAUUGUGUCUAAAGGGGAGGUUACGACAAAUGCAACCAUAUACCUUACGAAGAACCCAGGACUCGACUUAUUGGGUCUAAAUCUUAUAGAAACACUCAAGCUAGCAGAACAUUCAAUUAAUAGCAUCUGCAGACGAGUUACUUCUGAUAACUCCUUAGAGAGUAGCCAGAAAAAUACUGUGUUGCAAAGACAUCACAAAGUGUUUAAAGAAGGAUUAGGAGAAUGCACGAAGGCUAAAGCAGUACUAACUUUAAAACCUGCAGUUACUCCCAUUUUUCGACCUAAAAGACCUGUACCCUAUGCUGCCCUCCCAGUGGUUGAACAAGAGAUAGAACGACUUCAAAAAUUGGGUGUCAUUGAGCCAGUGAAUUUCUCAGAAUGGGCUGCACCUAUAGUGGUAGUAAAGAAGACUAAUGGUAGCAUCCGUUUAUGUGCCGAUUACUCAACCGGGCUAAACGAAGCCCUAGAAACUCAUCAGUAUCCACUACCCCUACCUGAAGAUCUUUUUGCUAAGCUGAAUGAUGGUAAGCUCUUUGCAAAGUUAGAUUUAUCGGAAGCUUAUUUACAAAUUCCGGUUGCUGAUGAAUGUAAAAAUCUGCUCACCAUAAACACAUACAAGGGCCUAUUCAGGUAUAAUCGACUACCUUUUGGAGUCAAGACGGCCUCAUCUAUAUUUCAGCAAGUGAUGGAUACUAUGCUACAGGAUGUUCCAGGUGCUGCAGCCUAUCUGGAUGAUAUAAUAAUUAUGGGAGUAGAUAAAAUAGACUUAGAAAAGAAGCUCGACCAGGUGCUGUCGCGAAUAGCCGAAUAUGGAUUUCGACUGCGUGCAGAGAAAUGUAACUUUUGUAUGAAAAAGGUAAGCUACCUCGGAUUUAUAAUCGACAAAGAUGGCAGAAGACCAGAUCCAGAGAAUACUCAGGCAGUGAAAACUAUGCCUAGGCCAACGGACGUCCCUACACUACGAUCCUUUCUGGGACUAGUUAGUCAUUAUGGAGCUUUUAUUCCUAACCUUCAUCACCUGCGUGCCCCCUUAAAUAACCUUCUGGCGAAGAAUGUAAAGUGGGAUUGGUCUGCGGAUUGUCAAGCCGCUUUCGAGGAAAUCAAGAAAAUACUAGUCUCGGAUCUGCUGCUCACCCAUGAUGACCCAUCCUUACCCAUUGUAGUAGCAUCAGAUGCUUCAAACCAUGGCAUUGGAGCAGUUAUUUCUCAUAUCAUGCCAGACGGAUCUGAAAAAGCCAUAUCGCAUGCAGCUAGAUCAUUAACUACAGCAGAACGUAGCUACAGUCAGAUCGAAAAGGAAGCAUUGUCGAUUAUCUUUGCCAUAAAAAAGUUUCACAAGAUGAUAUUUGGACGCCAGUUCACCCUACUAACUGACCAUAAACCAUUGUUAGCCAUUUUUGGGUCGAAGAAAGGUAUCCCGGUAUACACAGCAAGCAGACUGCAACGGUGGGGAACUACACUCUUAGGUUAUGACUUUAAGAUCAAGUACCAGCCCACUACUGAUUUCGGACAAGCAGACGCUUUGUCUAGACUGAUUGGUUCGCGAGUAAAACAUGAAGAAGAUACAUUGGUAGCAGCAAUUGAGAAGGAAGCAGAAGUACAUCGAGUAUUGGAAGACGCAGUCGAUGGCUUACCAGUCACUUUCAAAGCUAUCAAAGAAGCUACGAUAAACGACAAGACAUUAAGAGAAGUUAGUGGUUAUCUCCUAACCAGGUGGCCGAACCGUCGUUUCCAAAGUGAGAUGCUACAAUAUUUCCGCCGGCGAGACUCACUCAUGAUGGUCGACUCAUGUAUUAUGUUUGGUGACAGAAUUGUUGUUCCAAAAACAUUACGCCACAGGGUUCUGAAACAAUUCCACAGCGGCCAUCCCGGGAUCAAUAAGAUGAAAGCGUUGGCUCGAAGCUAUGCUUACUGGCCUACAAUGGAUCAAGAUAUCGAAAUCAAAUGCCGUAAUUGCUCGUCGUGCCUGCAAGCAGCUAAAAAUCCAAAGAAGUGCGAACCACAACAAUGGGAAAAACCUAAUAGUCCAUGGGAGAGGCUGCACGCCGAUUUCGCUGGCCCAAUAAGAGGAAGAAUGUUUCUCGUCAUAGUGGAUGCACUCACAAAAUGGCCACAAAUCUAUGCCAUGGCAACGUGUACAGCCAGUGAAACGAUCAGCAAGUUAUUCGAACUGUUUAGUUGCUUUGGAGUUCCUGAGACUUUAGUGACCGAUAAUGGAUCACAAUUCACUGCAGAUUCAUUCAAGCACUUCUGCAACAUUAAUGGAAUUGUACAUAUACGCUCUCCACCCUAUCACCCUCAAUCAAAUGGACAGGCUGAGCGCUUCGUCGACACGUUCAAAAGAGCACUCCUGAAAGGGGAUGGCGAGGGGACAAGUCAGGUAAUUACGAGAUUUCUAAUAGCUUAUAGAACUACGCCCAACCAUAUCGUCCCAGAUGGAAAAUCCCCUGCUGAAGCGAUGUUCGGAAGAAAAAUUCGAACUGUGUUUGACGCCAUGUUGCCACCUAAACCAAUGGUGGGACGCAGACAAAAUCAGAACAUCCGGAGUUUUAACGUCGGGGAUAAAGUGCUCGUCAAAUCAUACAGCGAGAAAAAGCGUUGGGAACCUGGAGUCAUUGUAAAGAGAAUGGGAAAUGUUCUUUACAAGGUGCGUGGGACUUUCGGAACGUGGAUCAGACACAUUAAUCAAAUACUCAGAGAAAAAAGGAUCCUAGACACCGCAGAUAGCCAAGAGAGGUUUCCGCUAGAAGUAGUUACAGAUACUCCGGUGGCAAGAACCCCAACAGACACCCAUAGACAUGAAAUACCAAGGAAGUCCGAACGCCACAGAAACCCUGUCACCAAACUGCAAGUAGACCCAAAGAAAAAAUCUUAUUCGGGGGAGGUGUUAGAUCGGCUUACAAUAAACUCUAUCAGAGCCUCCAGAGAGGCUCAUAAAGAGACCAACCAAUCAGCGAUUAGUUAGAAGCUAUGCUACUAAAAUGCUACUAAAAUAACAAGGUCCUGAUUGACUGUUAACAUACUGUUACUAUGGGAUCUCAAGGUCUUUUAGCUACUAUAAAACCCCUGUUUUUCUGUACAUAAUUGAACCUUGUAGUAAAGUGAUUUCUCUGUU
This is a messenger RNA of Schistosoma rodhaini, 4483 nucleotides long. The record is from the annotation of a GenBank genome assembly. NCBI's taxonomy places the organism in Eukaryota, Metazoa, Platyhelminthes, Trematoda, Strigeidida, Schistosomatidae.